AGGCUCCUUCACUGUUCCACCAUGAGUCAAUACGUGCACGUUCCCAAGUCCGAGCUGGACGAGGCGCAGCUUCGUGCUCUGGAAGAGCAUGAGAUCAGUCAGGGCCCGCUGUCGGUGUUGCAGCAGGCGGUGAGGAACCACGCCCAGGUCCUCAUCUCGCUCCGCAACAACAAGAAGCUGCUAGCGCGCGUCAAGGCUUUCGACAGGCACAGUAACAUGGUUCUGGAGAACGUGAAAGAGAUGUGGACCGAGGUCCCGAAAGGAAAGAACAAGAAGCCCGUCAACAAGGACCGGUUCAUCAGCAAAAUGUUCCUGCGUGGCGACUCCGUAAUUCUUGUCCUCCGCCAUCAGGUAUAACGGAUCUGCGUUCUGCGAACAUCCUCGCAAAUUUCACGGGGAAAGACGCGCGAAAACAUCCGGCGGACGCUCUACGCGUGUCCAGUGCUGGUUACGGCCUCUGUUGAACCUCUGGUUUGCGCGGGACCUGCGACGCUCUCCCAAAGUGAUUGUGGGAUAUCCCCGUGUCCGCUUCUGUACUGCUGCCGUUCGUGUUGUCCUGUAAUCGCAAUGCAUAUAUCAGUUGUUCUUGUUGUUCG
Molecule: messenger RNA, 596 nt
Organism: Punctularia strigosozonata HHB-11173 SS5
Lineage: Eukaryota; Fungi; Basidiomycota; Agaricomycetes; Corticiales; Punctulariaceae
Product: Sm-like ribonucleoprotein
Exons: 6
Coding region: 22-357 (111 amino acids)
Biological process (GO): RNA splicing; spliceosomal snRNP assembly
Cellular component (GO): U1 snRNP; U5 snRNP; U4/U6 x U5 tri-snRNP complex
Molecular function (GO): RNA binding
Source: RefSeq, a predicted model, not a curated record